AUGCCCACACUUGGUUUUGAACUACCUGUUGCAUGGUGUUGUGAUAAACUGCUGUGGGGCGCUCAGGUGGUGCAACUGAAUGUUAUUAGCUCGCUGAUAAGUCACUUGUACUAUCUGGAGCGCUAUCCUAGUGUUCGCGUACCAGGCGCCACCACCGCCGCCACUGCCGCCGCCACCACUGCCGGUGCACGCCACCAGACCCCUGUCGCAGCUGCACCACCCACGUCUCCUCCACCUGAGGCCACUGUCUCUCGCAUGCGGAGCCUCUCUGCAGAAGAGAGGGGCAGGAGGCUGAUGGAGGUGGCUAUGCGGGGGACAGUGGGGCAGCUGAGGGCACUGCUCGCCGCGGGUGCCGACUUGAGGGUGAGGGGUGGGGAUGGGAGGACUGCCCUGCACUGGGCAGCAGCCAGGGGAGACGUCGAGGUGGCGAGGUUGCUGGUGCAGGCGGGGGCGGCGGUGGACGCCAGGGACAGCAGUGGCUGGCAGUGGACGCCUCUGCAUUUGGCUGCAGUGCGGGGCGACGCCGCCGUGGCGCGGCUGCUGCUGCGGGCGUUAGCCGACCCCAGCGCCAGGGAUGGCGGUAGGUGGACGCCGCUGCACUGGGCGGCAGCCAAUGGCCACGCAGAAGUGGCGGCUGUGCUGCUCGACGCGGGGACCGACAGGUGGGCCACGACUGGUGGUGGAGAGACAGCGCUGGACAUCGCCAGGCAGAACAACCACAGGCGGCUGAUGGAGAUGCUGUCAUGA
Molecule: messenger RNA, 747 nt
Organism: Schistocerca piceifrons (Central American locust)
Lineage: Eukaryota; Metazoa; Arthropoda; Insecta; Orthoptera; Acrididae
Product: poly [ADP-ribose] polymerase tankyrase-1-like
Exons: 3
Coding region: 1-747 (248 amino acids)
Cellular component (GO): cytoplasm; nucleus
Molecular function (GO): protein binding
Source: RefSeq, a predicted model, not a curated record